Molecule: messenger RNA, 1520 nt
Organism: Aureococcus anophagefferens
Lineage: Eukaryota; Pelagophyceae; Pelagomonadales; Pelagomonadaceae
Exons: 3
Coding region: 76-1425 (449 amino acids)
Biological process (GO): rRNA processing
Cellular component (GO): Mpp10 complex; small-subunit processome; nucleolus
Molecular function (GO): snoRNA binding; rRNA primary transcript binding
Source: RefSeq, a predicted model, not a curated record
GAGCGAUGAUGGCGUAUAGCUAAGCCGGAGUGCCUCCUUUGAGACUCCACCGAGACCCAAACCAGCGCCACAACCAUGUCGAGCCUGUCGCGGCGCCAGGUGCGCCUGCGGCGCGAGUACCUCUACCGGCGGUCGCUGGAGGGGAAGGAGAAGGUCGUCUACGAGAAGAAGCGCAAGAUCUCCGAGGCGCUGGCCGCGGGCAAGGCGAUCCCGACGGAGCUCCGCGAGGAGGAGGGCGAGCUGCGGAAGCUCAUCGAGUACGACGGCGCGCGGCACGCGGCGCCCGGGUCCCUCGACGACGAGUACGCGCGGACGCUCCGCGGCGAGCGGCUCGCCAAGGUCUGCGUGUGCACGUCGCGCGACCCGAGCUCGCGCCUGAAGCAGUUCGCCAAGGAGCUCAAGCACAUGGUGCCCAACGCGACGCGCGUGAACCGGGGCAACACGCGCGUCGGCGACCUCGUCGACGCGACGCGGCGCGGCGAGUUCACGGAUUUGGUCAUGGUCCACGAGACGCGGGGCCAGCCCGACGGCCUCGUGGUCUGCCAUUUACCGCUGGGCCCGACGACCUACUUCACGCUGUCGAACUGCGUGCUCCGCCACGACAUCGACGCGCCGCCGCCCUUCUCGUCGGACGCGCCGCCGCACCUCGUCUUCCACGACUUCGACGACGGCAAGCGCCUCGCGAAGCGCCUCAAGACCGUGCUCCAGUGCCUCUUCCCCGUGCCCAAGGCCGACGCGAAGCGCGUCUGCACCUUCUACAACGCCGCGGACCGGAUAUCGUUUCGCCACCACACGUACGAGCGCGACGGCCCCGACGUGCACCUCACGGAGCUCGGGCCCCGCUUCGAGAUGACGCCCUACAUGAUCAAGCUCGGCACGCUCGACCAGGCCGACGCCGACGUCGAGUCGCGGCUCGUCUGGGGGCAGGGAGCAGUGCCGGCGGGAGCACCUCGGAGCAUCAUGGGUUGCGGCAUGUCCUCCGAUGCCUCCGCCAUGCCCGCGGGCGGCGCCCAGGCCGUCAUGAUCAUGACCGUGCCGCCGGAGCUCGAGGAGCGCGUCACCAAGUUCUGGGAGCUCCACGCCAAGUGGAUGGCCUACACGCACGUGUCGACGGGCGAGAAGACGUGCCUCUUCUACCACGUCUGCAAGGGCCCCGAGGUCGAGGACUUCACGAGCGGACCGUCCGCGAAGAAGACGGGCAACGUCACGUUCACGAUCACGGAGUUCUACGCGACGCCCGCCGGCCUCGACACGCACUUCGCCAUGUUCGCCGCGGGCCACGCGGAGAUGGCCGAGUUCGGCAAGGAGUUCGGCGAGCUCAUGGCCACGGGCAAGGUCAAGUUCUCGGGCCACGGCUACGGCACGACCGUCGCGUCCAUCGGCGCCGCGGAGUUCCCGCCGACCUACGACGGCUUCGAGCCCUAGGCGCGAGGACGCGCAGCGCCGCGACAAGCGCGGCCGCGGAAGCGCACGCUCGCGAGUAGCGCCCAGCUGACGCGCGCCUAUAUAUCAAAAAAGGC